This is a messenger RNA of Suillus fuscotomentosus, 237 nucleotides long. RefSeq lists its product as uncharacterized. The record is from RefSeq and is a predicted model, not a curated record. NCBI's taxonomy places the organism in Eukaryota, Fungi, Basidiomycota, Agaricomycetes, Boletales, Suillaceae. The transcript has a single exon. The annotation marks the transcript as partial.
GCCCUGCUGCUAGUUCCGAAGUUCCUUCAUAAGAAUAAGUACCUGCAUGGUGUAUUGGCGGAUUGCCUCAUUCAUCAAUACCUAGAUAUUGUCUUAAAACUGCUUAAGGAGGCUGCUCUACAUGGCAUGAUGCUCUCAGAUCCCAUUAGACAGAGCCACUAUUGUUUCACUCCACUUGCAAGUUAUAUUGUCAAUACUCCUGAAGCCAUGAUGUUAGCCUGCAUCAGUGGAAAGUCA